CUUCCACAGGUGCUUUGCUUAGCCGCCCUUAUCGCCGCUGUAGUCGCGUAUGACUACCACCAUGGUCCCGCGUACUCAUCUCAACACAUCUCUCGUCACGAUUAUGGUUAUGGACAUGGAUACGGCCAUGACCAUGACUACUAUGCCCACCCCAAAUAUCAGUUUGACUACAAAGUAGAAGACCAUCACACCGGCGACAUCAAGUCUCAGCACGAGAGCCGCGACGGUGAUGUUGUAAAUGGCUACUACGCUCUCCACCAGUCCGACGGUAACGAAAGACAAGUACACUACCAUGGCGACAAGCACACCGGAUUCCACGCUGAUGUCAAAUACAACGUUGUGCUCCAAGAUGGUCUUCGUCGAGGCACCCAGCGCUCGGCUAACGAACCUGUCGAUUGUGCCAUCACCGUCGUCAGUGUAGUAGACAUAUCUACAGAAUUUUUAAUACUUCUUCUACAGGUGCUUUACUUAGCCGCCCUUGUCGCCGCUGUAGUUGCGUAUGACUACCAUCAUGGUCCUGCGUACUCAUCUCAGCACAUCUCUCGCCACGAUGUCGGACAUGGAUACGGUCAUGACCAUGACUACUAUGCCCACCCCAAAUAUCAGUUUGACUACAAAGUAGAAGACCAUCACACCGGCGACAUAAAGUCUCAGCACGAGAGUCGCGACGGUGAUGUCGUAAAGGGCUACUACGCUCUCCACCAGUCCGACGGCAACGAAAGACAAGUACACUACCAUGGCGACAAGCACACCGGAUUCCACGCUGAUGUCAAAUACAACGUGCAUCACGUCGCUCCUAAACAUUACCAUUAUUGAGUAUUUGUUAGCCGCACAUUGUUGUCCAAGCAUCUUGGAUAUAUUGUUAAUAUUUGAUAUAUUUUUUUAUAUGAAUAAAAGCAAAUUAUU
This is a messenger RNA of Melitaea cinxia (Glanville fritillary), 906 nucleotides long. RefSeq names its product zinc transporter zipt-7.2-like. The transcript has 7 exons. Gene Ontology annotation, cellular component: extracellular matrix. The record is from RefSeq and is a predicted model, not a curated record. Lineage: Eukaryota; Metazoa; Arthropoda; Insecta; Lepidoptera; Nymphalidae. The annotation marks the transcript as partial.